UGUCUCGCAGGUAUCUGGUUUGACGAACCACGAUGCGUGCGAGGUGCAUGUGUGUGCGUAUCGUGUGAAUUUUCGCAGGUGGUGAUUUUUCGUGCAGAACGAAUAUCCGAGAUUUGCCGGUGGACGGACGCUAGUCGAAACAAGGAGACGCGAGUUCGAGGCGCCGUGAUCGUGGGGCGUAUCCCAAAAUCGUGGGGGAAAAACGGCCCUGCUUUCGUCCAGUAAACUUCGUCGCGAUACGUGCGUCGUGUUUUAUCGUGCCCCGUGAGAAAAUCGUGAUCCUGCAAGAAAAAGCAAGUGAGAACAAGUCGAAGAGGUUGGAUAUCAACGAGUCGAUGGAUAUCGCUUUGACAUGACGAACACCGAGCUGAUUCAGUUUUCCGAACGACGUCGAAUCGCUUUGUAAUGAAAUUUUAGAAAUUUGAUUGUCAAACAAAUAACAUUCGCACAACUGUUAACAAACAUUUUUUGUUAUCGUCGGACGCCUUACUUUGAAUCACUGCCAAUGUGUAACCCGGCUGACGACUCUUACGUACAAAAGUUAGGUUAUCUGCAACUUGGGGAUGAACCCACUGACGCCUGUGGUGCUUCGGGUACCGGUAGGGUCACGGGAUCACGACCUGAGGCCCAGGUGCCCGUGUCAAGGAAUACUGUAAGCAGAACAGAUAUCAGAGGGCCUGGUAGACCAGUUGGUGCUAUUGAAAGUUUCAUUGAAAGCAAUGCUGACACUUGUAGACAGUCAGCAGCUGAUUAUAAGUUGUAUGAACGUGAAAACAUAAUAGCUGCAUCAAGAUUCCCGACACCAAAACCUGUGGAACAGAUUAGUGCUCAACAGCAACAAAAUCAAAAUCGUAUGAGUCAUCAACAAGCACCAGUAUAUGAAAACAUUGAUUAUUAUCCACAACAAAGUCAACCUCAUCCUCCAUAUUAUCAUCCAGUGGAAUCUAGAAAGAGUCCUAAGAGUAGCCCUAGGGGAUCUUUAGCAAGCGAAUCUUAUGAACCUACUUUUAGAAAAGCACAACCACAAGUACCUACUGGAAAUCGAUAUCAGUCUGCAUCACCAGCAAAAGAAUUACCUCCCUAUGAGGCACCUCCUGUAUAUGAAAAUAUUCAAGAAGUACAUUUCCCAGAAAAUACACAAAAUAAACCAGGUCCUCAGGUUCCACCAAAUUAUUACCAUCCAGCAACAAUUAAUGGUGGUGAUUAUGUUGUGAUGACUGGCAAAGUAGGUCAAGCACAAAGUCAAAGAGGUAUGACACAAAGUUUAUCAUAUACACAACAAAGGGGAAGUAAUAUACGUGGCCAAAGCUAUGAUGGCUCUAGUUUACAACGCGUAGAUUCUUCUACAUCAAGGUACUUACAAGGAUCUUCCUCAUCUUUAGAUCAUCACGCUGGUAGAAGUGCUUAUGUUCCACCGUCUGAGCUACAAACACCAACAAGAAACUUUAAUUACAGUUCUGAGCAACAGCAACAACAUUCUCCUAGAUCUGGACUUCCUUAUCACAGUGAGUCUCCACCAAUACGCUUACCACCAGAGCCACAUCAUUAUCGUGGAUCUCUGGACAGUUCAGUGAGUGGGCAGCAUGGAUUUAGAGCAUCGAAUCAUAUAGAAAAUAUACAACAGUGUCAAUACCGUCAAGAUAGUCCCCAAAAUUAUAAACCUUACAUAGAAUCACCCGCAAGAAGUACAAAUGCAAAUAUUACUGGAGAAACUCAAGCUAGAAACUCACCUGUCUAUGGUGUGAGGCAAGGAGAUCAAUCUGCAUGCCGUAAUUCUCCCUGUUACUCUCCAAGUAGAGUAUUACCACCAAAUGAAAGAAAUUAUCAUCAUCAAGAACCUAGAUCAGAAUUUCCUGCCAGAAAUUCUCCAAUAUAUUCCUCAAAUAGAUCAUCAGAACAUUUAAGAUUAAGUAAUUUACAGAAUGACAGAAAUUUCAUUCAAGAUGCACCUGAUCCUUCUGAUACAUCAAAACCAUCACCUAUAUAUUCAUCUAGCCGUAGUGAUUCUUCUAGAAUCAUAGCCAAUAACAAUAAUGUAAGAGGUUCUCCGAAAGUAAGCCCAACCCAUAAUCAAGUAUCGUCCGACACAAUUGCACAAAAUAUAAUUAAUUCGCCCAGACAUGUUUCACCAUCUUCCGCAAAUAAUACUAUUGGAAGUCCUUUACGUGGUCAGAUACAAACACCAGUGGUGACCACUGGUACACCAAUUGCGACAGAAUCUGAUCCAAACGUUCAUGGACCCAGAAUUACCAGCCUUCCUCCAGGAGUGACUAGUGGUGUAGCUGGUCCAGUCUUUUUAAAUGCCGGUGUACCUGUAUUACAAAGGCCAUCCGAACCUGAACCUGAGGAAAGAAAGUCAGUUAGUCCACCGAUAAAACCGACAUCCGGCAAGGGUCUACUACCUUACAAUGUUAUACCACCUAGACCUUCCGGGCCAACCGAAGCGGAGAGAAAGAUAGAAGAACUGACAAGACAACUCGAAGAAGAGAUGGAGAAGCAAGAAGAGGAAGGGGAAUACUUCGGUAUCUGUCACACAUGUGGUGAAAAAGUAACAGGGGCAGGUCAGGCCUGCCAAGCCAUGGGCAAUCUUUAUCACACGAAUUGUUUCAUAUGCUGUUCUUGUGGAAGAGCGUUGCGCGGCAAAGCGUUCUAUAAUGUUCACGGAAGGGUAUACUGCGAGGAAGAUUAUUUGUAUUCUGGCUUCCAACAAACUGCCGAGAAGUGCGCAAUCUGUGGUCAUCUCAUCAUGGAAAUGAUAUUACAAGCCAUGGGGAAAUCCUACCAUCCAGGGUGCUUUAGAUGUUGCGUCUGUAACGAAUGUCUUGAUGGUGUUCCCUUUACGGUUGACGUUGACAAUAAAAUUUACUGUGUUAACGAUUAUCACAGAAUGUUCGCGCCAAAAUGUGCUUCCUGUGGAAAGGGAAUCACUCCAGUUGAGGGUACGGAGGAAACUGUGAGAGUUGUUUCUAUGGACAAAGAUUUUCAUGUAGAUUGUUACGUUUGCGAAGAUUGUGGUAUGCAAUUGACCGACGAACCGGACAAACGAUGCUACCCACUCGAUGGUAGACUUAUGUGUCGUGCGUGCCACAUCCAACGUAUAUCUCAUACGCAACCCAGAGCACCACAGCCAGUAUCAGCUAGUUAUCAAUUUAUGGGAUAAAUUAAGUUAAAUAUCUUAAGACAAUUUUUUAAGAUUAAUCUGUGUAUCAUCCAGUAAUGAACAUCGUUAAGAACUGACUGAACAAACUGAGCUAUUACUAAGGUAAAAUUUAUACGUAUUUACAAAGUAGAAAUUUAUAGAGGACACAUAUACCGAUAUUUACAAUAUAAUCAAUGACUGCAGAAAUAACGUAGCUUUAUUGUUCCUCUAAAACACGAAGGUUUUAACGUAACGUAGUAAGACUGGAUAUUUACAGAAUCGAAAUACUUACACUGCCCAUUGGGAUCAUUUAGAUAGUCAGGUCGAUGUUUGAUUUUUUUUCUAGCAAUAUAUAUCAGUGCAGUCUUACAGGAAAUAAUUUUACAUUGACAGCUACUAAUAUAAGUUAGUGGUAUAUUUAAUAUAUGUGCUCUUAUUUAUUUUGUCCAAGGUACUAUACGUGAAUGCAGUAGUCUCGUUAGGAUGAACGAGUUGCGCAGGCAACUGUGAUACAUUAGCAUAAUAACUAUGUCAUUAAGCAAUUUCUUAUUUUAGUUCGUGUAUAUAUGUUUGAUACAUUACGUAUAAUUAUAUAUAUUAAUAUUAAUACUAUACAUAAUAUAACAUGACACAAUCCUGUUGUCAAUACGUGUCCAUUUUCUCGAUUAAGAUUUCUGGAUGCGUCUCGACAUAGUGACUUACGAUAAAUAUAACGUUCAUUACCAUAUUCGAUGUCUCACGUUUUGCUAACAGUAUUUAUUACGACAAUACAUUAUAUAUCGAUUAUUAGUGUCAAAUCUUCAUACAAUACUCUCGAUAUUCAUGAAUAUUACUCAGGAAUUGUAAUAACACGCUAUCGUUAAAUCAUUAAAAAUUACGCUAAUAAUAACGUUUAAAUUAAUGAACAGUACGACGUAAAAUUCGAUGCACUUAAGACGAAUAAUUCUAGAAUGUUAAACGCACAGUUCAUGCUGCCAAAAAAGUUUUCUUUAUCUGAUUAAUCAAUCAAUAUAUCUACGUGUAGAUGACUUAAGCUGAAAAUAAGAGUAUUGUAGAUGGAAAGUACAAUGUUAUUUAAAUGUAUGUAAGAUAAGACAUCCGUUUAAUAAAGAGGAGUGUCUGAGCAUCCGUAA
Molecule: messenger RNA, 4272 nt
Organism: Frieseomelitta varia
Lineage: Eukaryota; Metazoa; Arthropoda; Insecta; Hymenoptera; Apidae
Gene: jub
Product: LIM domain-containing protein jub
Exons: 6
Coding region: 506-3160 (884 amino acids)
Biological process (GO): positive regulation of miRNA-mediated gene silencing; negative regulation of hippo signaling; cytoskeleton organization
Cellular component (GO): transcription regulator complex; nucleus; adherens junction
Molecular function (GO): transcription corepressor activity
Source: RefSeq, a predicted model, not a curated record